AUGUCAGCGACGGACGACCCCGUGUCGGAGCCUGGGCUGAGAUGGCACUUCGUGAUGAUCCACAAAGUUGGCCCUUUGCUGAUUCUAGACGAUGGCCCCCGGCUGGGCCGGACCGGCGAUGCGACUCGCGAGAGAGGUAGCUAUGAGGAGCCGAGCCACUCUCAUUUGAUGCUGGCAGCGCUGGAUCUCUCCAUGGAGACGGCGCUGAGUGCCAGCACUCCUCCGCCGGACUCCCCGGCGAGCCCCUCGCCGGGAUCGCGCGAGCCCGGCGGUGCGGCGGCGCCGCCGGCGCCGCCGGGGUUGGAGUCGGAGCUGAGCGCGCGGCUCUGCGUGAAGAACACGUUCCUGGACAUCGACGAGCACUCGGAGUGCGAGAGCCUGGGCCGCGCCGUAAGCGCCCCUGGCCGCGUGGACUGCGAUACGCCGCGGUCCAUGUUCGAGGAGGCGUCACCAGGGGCGGCCUUGGUGCGGCAACAACUGCAGCAGCACGCGGAUCGGGCGGCCAGCGCCUGGUCGUUAAUCCCUUACGAGCCGGACACUGACAACUCUGAGCUCGCCGCCAGACAUUGGGAGUUGUUGCAGUGCUCAGCGGCCAAGGGUAAUCCUGGCAGCACCAUAGCGGAGGCGAUGCGCUCGCUCUUCGACAUCCCGCCACAGCCCAGCCGCUUCGGCCGUGCGGUUGAGUGGCAAUGCGGGCCCUACAAGAUCCUCUUGGGCUGCGACUUGGUCGUGAUGCGAAGCGAGGAGAAGUGCGACGGUAGUUUCGCCUCCUUCAAGAUGCUCAACGGUCUGAACGGCUUACCCUCCAAGACGGAGCGGUUGGACGUCUACCUGGAGAACAUGAUGUGCGACAUCAGCAAGGCAGUGUGGGGGUGUCCCCAGGGGGAUUCCACCACUUGGCGCGUGUUCAACACCUCGGACCUGCCCAACCCAGGCGAGGGUGGAGACUUCGAUGCCAAGCGCGUGCACGAGCAGUCGCAGCAGCUGCUCCAUUUCCUCCGACAGAGAUGCCGGCGUGAGGGCGGCACCUACUGGCUCUUCCGCGAGCAGAACUCCUCGGCGGCGGAGCUGUUCGAUCUCAGCUCGAUGGAGGCCCAGGAGAGCGACGCCUCGGCCUUCAGGACCACGCCCUCGCUGGCCCCGCCCAUCGCUUCCUUAUGCGCGCACCUGGCGCAGUCCAUGCCGCAGAACGCGGACAAGCGCCAGCUUCUGCAAAAGGCCACGCACUUGCUGGAGCCCAUCAAAGAAGAGCACUUCGGCCUCUAUGCCAUGACAGCGCUGGAGCUGGCGUGUUCGUACAUGCGGACGCCACUGGCCGCGAUCAGCGAUAAGGGGGAAGCCUCGCGCCCACAAGGACGGGACCCCCCACCCGCGGCACGACUGUCGGUGGCUAUGCGCUAUUUGGAAAGCGUGCUUCGGCUGUUGGCCAGCCUCGAUGAAAGCUCCCUGCGCGCCGGGCUGCUGCUUCAAGCGCAGGUAGCGUAUGCGGAGUGCAUCAUCAAGCUGGUGCGUGAGGCGGGAGUGCCAACCUACAGCGCCUGGCUGGCGGAGGUGCAGCAAAGUGCCCAGGACCUGCAAAAGCAGGGCGCCGGGGCGGCGGCCCAAAAGCAGCCACGAGCUCGGCGCGAGCGCGCGAGCUCGUAG
Molecule: messenger RNA, 1644 nt
Organism: Effrenium voratum
Lineage: Eukaryota; Dinophyceae; Suessiales; Symbiodiniaceae
Source: the annotation of a GenBank genome assembly